Molecule: messenger RNA, 929 nt
Organism: Camellia sinensis
Lineage: Eukaryota; Viridiplantae; Streptophyta; Magnoliopsida; Ericales; Theaceae
Source: RefSeq, a predicted model, not a curated record
UCACAGCUCUUCACAACCAAAAGCACUACUAUACCACUCUUCUACUCUUCAUUUCCCAAAUCACUCUCUUUGCUCUUUGUUGUUUGCUCUUUCAUUCCCUUUGCUUUUCAAUGGCCGCUGUUGAGGUUACAAGCGUGGUGACAGCAUUGCCCGAAAAUGAAACAACAGAGGUGAGCAAGACCCAAGAGACUCAGCCAGAGGAAACCGUGGUUGCACCAGCAGCCCCAGUCCCAGAGGUAGAACCAGUGGCUGCUGAAGAAGAACCGAAGGAGGAGGCUGCAGUAGCAACAGAAGAAGCACCAGCCGCAGUACCGGCGGAGGUUGAAGUCGAGAGCAUGGAAGUUGUUGGGAAACCUAAAGUUGCUGCUGAAGAGCCAGUGGUGGUGGUUGAGGAGGAGAAACCAGCAAAAGAAGUGGUUCCAGAGGUGAAGCAAGAAGAGGCUGCCGUUGUUACUGAAGAAGAGACAAAAGAAGAAACUGCUACUUAGGUUACCGAUGCACCGGCAGCUGAGGAAUCAGCACCGGUACCGGUCCCAGCUGCUGAAGAAGAAAAAGCAAGUGAAGCAGUGGUUGAGGAGAAAACAGAAGUUCCAGCAGUUGACAAGGCUGAGGAAUAGAAUAUGAAGUGGUUCUGCAAUAGUGGGGGUCAUCUAGGACUUGCAUGUUAAAGUUGCUUUUUCUAUUUUCUUUGAAGGUUUUAAUUUCAUUUAGUUGGCUUUUUUUUUUAAAAAAAAAUAAAAAUAAAAAAUUAUAUCUAUUGUUGUGGUUUUUGGGAGCUAAAAUUAUUAAUAUUUGAUUAUCACUUGUGUGCAUGUCAACAUACUUGGAGGAGUGAAGGGUAGAACAUGGAUUUUAGUUGCAAGAGAGUCAGUGAGUUUGAUGUGGAAAAAAAAAUAAAGAAAGAAAAAAAAGUCUAUUAGUGUGAGAAA